AUAACCAAAAUGUGUCUUAAUUUACAACAGUUAAUUUUAAACAAUAUAAAAUGUAUGUAAUGAGACAAAUUGACUCUUGUAGGCAUAUAAUGUAAGGGGACAAUGAUAAUGUAAUUGAGAAAUUGAUUCUUGUAUAAAUAUAAAUUUACAUUUAUGCUGGAAUAAUGAAUAUCGAAACAAAAACCUGUAGAGCUUGUUUAUCUCAAGCUGAUAAUUUGCAUCCACUAUUUUUUGACUACCACAAGUCAAUCGAGUUGUAUAAUGCUAAUACUAUUUUAAAUAUGUUUAUUACUUGCACUUCUCUAGAAGCAACCCAAUAUGACCAGUAUCCAAAACAUAUUUGUCAUAAUUGUUUAAGAGAUUUAAAUACAGCUUAUGAAUUUUGGAAACGGUGCAGAAAUUCUAUAGAAGAACUAAAUCAUAGGAAUGAAAGUUUAGUAUUGUUAAAAAGCGAAUUUGAUAUAAAGCCUGAAAUUAGUAAUGAGGAAAAACUUAAAGAUCCACCACGUCCAAGUUCUGAUCAAAUAAACACACAUAAUAAUUUAGAAAGAAGAAUGAAUGAUGUUAAAGUUUGUCCUGAAAAUAAUUUGAAUUACUUUUAUAAUAAAUAUUAUGGAAUAGACCAACAAAACCCUAACACAAAUGCAGAUUAUGGAGAAAGUACAUCAAACUCAAAGUCUGAGGGUCACCUUCCUUUUAUUCAAGAUACAAAAAUAAUAGACAAAAAUAUAGAAAUUGAUGAUGAUAAUGAAACAUAUGAAACACCAAUAUUUGAUUUAGAAGAUCAAGUUAAUUAUAAAAUAAACCUUAUACAAAAUUCAUUGCAAUCAACUUCGAACAAAAGCUCAAGUGAUGAUAAGAUGCAAAGUGCUGACAAGAUCAAACCUAAGAGCUCUCAAAAACGAAUAAAUAAACAUAAAACCAGUGCAAACAAAACUAAGAAUGUUUUAAAAGAAAAAUCUACAAAAAGCCAGAAUGAAGAACGAUCUGCCAAAUCACAUUUAUGCCACGAAUGUGGCAAAUCAUUUGCUAAACCCAGUCUUUUAAUUCGCCAUUCAGUAAUUCAUUCAGAUUUUAGAGCCUAUAAAUGUGAAACUUGUGGCGCUCAAUUCAAAAUUAAAGCUAACUUUACAGUUCAUUUACGGAUUCAUAAUCCUGAUCCUAAUAUACAAUAUAAAUGUGAGCAUUGCGAUAAGAUCUUUGAUAACUGGAACAAGCGAUAUGUUCAUACAAAACUGAAACAUUUGCCUAAAUCAUUUAUCUGCGAAGUGUGUUCAAAAGCAUUUGCACUUAAACGGUUUUUAGACAGCCAUAUGAAAACACAUACUGGUGAGAAGCCACAUCCGUGUACUGUGUGUGGUAGAAAAUUCAGUAAUAAAUCUACUCUUAAAGAACAUAUGAGAACGCAUACAGGAGAAAAAAGAUUUUCUUGCACUGUCUGUGAUAGGAGAUUUACAUUUAAAAAAAAUGUUGUUCAACACAUGGUCACACAUACUGGGAUUAGAAAACAUGAAUGUGAUAUUUGCAAAAAGACUUUUACUCAGAGACAUGUUUUAAGAUCUCAUUUGAAAAUGCAUGAAAAAGACAAACAAAUACAAGUGUAAAUUAUU
Molecule: messenger RNA, 1610 nt
Organism: Ctenocephalides felis (cat flea)
Lineage: Eukaryota; Metazoa; Arthropoda; Insecta; Siphonaptera; Pulicidae
Product: zinc finger protein 846-like
Exons: 3
Coding region: 165-1604 (479 amino acids)
Cellular component (GO): nucleus
Molecular function (GO): zinc ion binding
Source: RefSeq, a predicted model, not a curated record